Messenger RNA from Penicillium verrucosum, 366 nucleotides. RefSeq lists its product as uncharacterized. The record is from RefSeq and is a predicted model, not a curated record. The transcript has a single exon. The coding region runs from base 1 to 366 and encodes 121 amino acids. Lineage: Eukaryota; Fungi; Ascomycota; Eurotiomycetes; Eurotiales; Aspergillaceae.
AUGUCAAACUCCAUGUUCAAUGCCAACAAUACCUCGGACAUUGAGGCCGACAGCGAGGGACGGAAUUUAACUCCUCUUCCGUAUGGCUGGCGCUUGCUCCAGCUUAACAAUUCCUCUUAUGCCGAUGUCAUGAGCAGCCCGCUGAUGUAUCGUGCACACUCAACUCUGGCUCCGUUCCCGGAUGUCAUACCUACGCUCGCGCCCACGCCCGACUACCUGUCUACCGGAGCCCCAAGACUGGCGGUACUAUGGGUGAGAUGCUGCGGAUGCAACAAUUUGGUCAAUCCUGAUCUAGCGCCGGAGUACAGGUGUCCGAUUUGCUCGCAUACUGAGUGCAGUUCCUGCGGCAAAGAGAAUGUUCCCUAG